Cannabis sativa is the source of this 980-nucleotide messenger RNA. RefSeq names its product SUN domain-containing protein 1-like. The transcript is spliced from 2 exons. Bases 355 to 882 code for a protein of 175 amino acids. Lineage: Eukaryota; Viridiplantae; Streptophyta; Magnoliopsida; Rosales; Cannabaceae. Gene Ontology annotation, molecular function: protein-membrane adaptor activity. Gene Ontology annotation, cellular component: nuclear envelope. The record is from RefSeq and is a predicted model, not a curated record. Gene Ontology annotation, biological process: nuclear envelope organization.
GUCGUUGAUCGGAAGAUUGAUAAUGAGGUUGGAGGGUUGAGAGAAGAAGUUGGGAAAAUGAUUGAGGAAAAAUGGUCUGUUUUAGAGAACAGAUUGAUUGAAUUGGAGUCCUAAGGUGAAUCUUUAGCGAGAUCAUUGGGUGAAUUGAAAGAUGUGAAUUGGUUGUCUAAGGAUGAGUUUAAUAAGAUUUUUGAAGAACUGAAGAACAAAAUUACAGGAGAUGAUGUUGGUAAUGGAAAAGCUAGUUUGAAUGACAUUAGAGUGUAUGCAAGAGAUUUGGUAUUGAAGGAGAUUGAGAAACACGCAGCUGAUGGGGUUGGGCGGGUGGAUUAUGCUUUGGGUAUUGGUGGAGGCAUGGUUGUGAAACACUCUGAACCUUAUUUGGUAGGAAAAGGAGGCAAGUGGUUUUUAAGGAGUGCAAGUUAUGAUGUUCACAAUGAUGCCAGAAAGAUGUUAAAGCCGAGUUUUGGAGAGCCGGGACAAUGUUUUGCAUUGAAGGGCAGUAGUGGAUUUGUUGAGAUUAGGCUCAGGACAGCAAUUAUUCCUGAAGCUCUUACUCUGGAACAUGUUGCCAAGAGUGUUGCUUUCGACAGAUCAAGUGCUCCGAAGAAUUGCAGAGUCUCCGGGUGGCUGCAGGAGCAAAAUUCUGAAUGGUCAUAUGAUUCGGAGAAGAUGUUUCUUCUAGCCGAGUUCAAUUAUGACCUUGAGAAGAGCAAUGCACAGACCUUCAAUGUGUUGGAGUCAGUGGGCUCUAACGUUGUUGAUACUAUGAGGUUAGAUUUCAGUUCAAACCAUGGAAGCCCUUCUCAUACUUGCAUUUAUCGGUUGAGGAUGCACGGUCACGAACCAUACUCGGUUUCUAUGAUGCCAAUGCAAUCUUGACACCACCAUCACCAACACCAACACCAACACCAUGUAUUCCAUCCAUUCUUGUAAUAUUUUGCUUCUCUCUCUUAAUCAGAUCUAAAUACAGAGCUUGA